Micropterus dolomieu (smallmouth bass) is the source of this 1299-nucleotide messenger RNA. RefSeq names its product regulator of G-protein signaling 21-like. Bases 1 to 603 code for a protein of 200 amino acids. The record is from RefSeq and is a predicted model, not a curated record. The transcript has 5 exons. Lineage: Eukaryota; Metazoa; Chordata; Actinopteri; Centrarchiformes; Centrarchidae.
AUGAGAGAGAACCUUGAAGGUGUGUCAUCCCAAAGUAUGGCAUUUACUGACUGUAUGAAACCCACUGACCUGGCUGCAGAGGGGAUAAAGAGGAAAAACUGGAGAAACAGAAUAAGAUGUCUCUUGAAGAGGAAUUCUUCCCUGUCGAUAUUACAUCUAACGGAAAACCGAUCUUACAGGCCAACCGCUGAUGACGUGAAUCAGUGGGCGCAGUCACUUGACACACUACUCAGUCAUAAAUAUGGCAAAGCUGCCUUUUGUAUCUACCUGAAGUCUGAGUUCUGCGAAGAGAACAUUGAGUUUUGGACGGCCUGUGAGGAUUUCAGGACCAACACGUCACACAAAGAGCUGGUGUCCAAGGCCAACAGCAUUUACGAGCAGUUCAUUAAAAAUGAAGCUCCCAAAGAGAUAAACCUGGAUUUCCACACCAAAAAUGCUAUCGCCCAGAGCCUCCAUGAGCCCACUGCAACUAGCUUCCUGGCAGCUCAGAAUAAAGUCUACAGCCUGAUGCAGAACAACUCCUACCCCAGGUUUAUCAACUCUGACCUCUACAAAGAACUGUGUGAAGCUGCCAGGGGCCAGGGCAAGCACAUUAAGUCCUAGUCAAACUAGACACCCACUCCUGAAGUCAUUUGUUUACUGCCGUGACUGUGUGAAUAAACCACUGAUGAUGUUCAUUCCAGGCACCGCCUCAGGAUAAUACACAUAAAUGCAAAUCCUGAGCAUAAGCAUUACCGGCGAGUGUGGAAAAUGCAAAACUGAAGCCAUUUUUAGUCCGUCCUGCUGAGAGCUUUCCACAGUGAAGAUGGGAUGAUUAGGCUGGAUGCUAUAUGCUGCAGCAGACAGUACAUAGAGCAUUUCUUCCAGAUAGGAUUAUGGUUACAUUUCCUUCACUGGGCCAUUACGUGCACUUUCUUUAGUACGCUAUUAGAAUUUCGAGCAAUGAUGCGGUUCAAGAAAAUGGGGCUGUAGUGCAACUGCAUUCAAAGCUGAGAAGAUUGUCAAAGUCCGUCAAAACACUUAACUAUCCCUACUGACAAUGCUGUUAGAGCAUAUUUCUUUUUAUAUUUGUCAAAAAGGGCUUGCUAUGUUACCCUCGUUUUCAUUGCCAUGUUGGUCUGCUGGAUUUGCAUCUGUUUAUGAAAAAAGUGCAAUUUUAAUUUAUAUAACAAUAUCCACAGGCUAUAUUUGUCCUGAAAUAACUGUGAAAAUGGUAUGUAAAUGUAUUGUAAAUAUUGUUGAAUGUGAAUUUAAGUUUGAGGCAGCUGGACUGCUUGAGAAAUAAAAAGUUUUCUCCAA